This is a messenger RNA of Panicum virgatum (switchgrass), 516 nucleotides long. Its product is annotated as atherin-like. Lineage: Eukaryota; Viridiplantae; Streptophyta; Magnoliopsida; Poales; Poaceae. The transcript has a single exon. The record is from RefSeq and is a predicted model, not a curated record. Bases 1 to 516 code for a protein of 171 amino acids.
AUGGAAAAACUCGGAGAGGCCCGAGAUGUCCCUGGCGCCGCCGGACAGAGCCGCCAGCACCAGAGGACCACCAGGCCCCGCCGCCCGCCGCUAGCCGGCGCGACGCCGAACCGCCGCCGCCGAAGCCUGCGCCACGCGGGCGGCCGCGACGUGCCCGCAGUGCCGGCCAGCCACCGCCGCGCCGCCGCCAUCCGCCCCAUCCGGAGCCGCCAUCACCACCGGCCGGCUCCGGCCUCCAUCCCCAACCAAACGAAGAGCCCCCUCCGUGCAGGUCCCAGAUCCGGCCAUGGCCCCGCCGGAUCCGGAGGCUGCACCUCCCGCCGCCGCGGAGGACAGCCCGCGCCGGCGAGCCACACCGCCGGGCUCGAGCGGCCGUGCCCGCCCCAGCCCACCAGCGAGGAGAGGAGGAAGGCCACGCCGCCGCCUUCCCCGCGGGCUGGCCGAGUUGCCGGCGACCCGCUCCGGCAGCGGCACGGCGUGGGGGAGAGAGCAUGCGGCGGCGGCGACGUAGGGUAG